Messenger RNA from Paramecium primaurelia, 6212 nucleotides. The record is from the annotation of a GenBank genome assembly. NCBI's taxonomy places the organism in Eukaryota, Ciliophora, Oligohymenophorea, Peniculida, Parameciidae.
AUGCAAGUACUAACAUCAUGAGAUUCUCCUUAGACUUUUAGGAAUUAUAUGAGUGACAUCGUGGCUGUGGCAACAUCUAGUAAAGGAGUAUUUGUCGUGUUCUGUGAAAGAGAGUUGAUAGCGUAUAAGCCUUUAUUGAAUGGAUGGGAAUAGAGUUACAGUAAAAAUUGCACAAAUCCCAUAAGAGAUGCAUUUUUCUCUUUUGAUGGUAUAUAUAUUGUUCUAUAAAACAGAUGAACAUAUUAUAGGAUGUUCAUAAAAUAAAUUACAUAUAUGGAAAGCAACUCAUAAGUAAAAUAGAUUACUUGGACAAUUAGAUUAAUAUGAAUUAAUUGAUCUGACAGAAAUUUAUACAUUAGAAUUGGAAUACUAAAUAGCAAAUGUGAAAUUCUCUCCAGAUGUUCGUUAUUUUACAACUCUUCAUGAAAAUACUGUUAUUGUUUGGGAUUUCAAUUCAAUUAAAGAAGUUUAAGAAGGAGUAUUAUCAUAAUAAUAAAGAGUGAAAUUAGAUCAUUAGGAUGAAGUAAUUUCUUACAAAUUUAGAGGUACACUUAGAAUAGCUCCAUCUCCUUUUCCUACUCCUAAUACUAUUGUUACAUUAACUAAAACUAAUUAAUUAACAGUAUGGCAAGAAAUGAUUUAAUGUAAAAAUUUCUGUAAAUUACACACUUUACAUUUUGAUUAAAUCUCAUCAUUUUGUUUUAUUUAUCUAAAAGGUUAAACACCCUAUCCUUCAAAAAAUAUAUAUUUAGAAUCAGAUUAAUUUGGAGUUUAAGAUACUGAAUAAUCUAGUGUUGAUUAUCUAUUAUUACAUUAAGAAUUUGAAUUAAGUGUGGUUAAAUUAGAUUUUCUUAGAAAUUAUUCUUUAGAAGAAUCUGUAAAAGUUAUUAAGAAAACUAAAAGUGAUAUUUUUAAAUAAAUAAAAAAGAUUCUUUUAGUAGAUUAGAUUGAAGGAUAAAAAAUAGAAAUUAUUGGAUUUGAUAGAUUAUGGAAUUUAAUCAAAAUAUGUGUAAAUUUGAAAGAUGAUACUAAAUAAGUAUUUUAAUGUGAAAAAUUUUUAUUUUAAAAUAUUGUACAUUUUUCAAUUUGUAAAAGUCAAGUGGCUAUAAUAAAUGAUUGGAAUUACUUAUGUUUAUAAUAAUUAAAAUUGAAUAGUGUAAUUAGUUAGGAAUAUCAUAUUUAAGAUGGACAAUCUAAAAUUUGGAAAAUUAAUUCCAAUCUAUCAAAAUGUAAAAUAAAAUGUAUAUAAUAGAUUAGCAAAUGUAUAUUACUAGAGAUAAAGUAAAAGAAAAUGAUGUUAUUCUACUCAUAUCAUCUAAUGCUUAAUAAUGUUUGGCUUUCAUUAUAUAAUCAAAUUAAUUAGUAGAAGUACAUCUUAAUCUAUAUAAUCAUCUAUCAAUUGAUUAUAGAGAUUCAAUUAGUGAUUGGAAAAAAAUUAAUUAUGAAAUAGAGGAAUUACAAUUAUUAAUUAUAGCCAAACAAAAAAUUGCUUUAAUCUAAAUUCAAUUUGAAAUUUAUGGUCAUGGAUAAAUUGAUUUUUAAGUUAUAGAAUUAAAAACAUGGAAAUUAGAUUUUGUUUAUGAAAGAUUAUAGAUAUUACAAUCAACUGAACUUUCUUUUAUUUCUAUUAAUGGAAAAUAAUUAAAGGGAUUUAAUGAGUAAAUGUAAUAAAUUGUUUAAAUCUCUAAAAAUUAUAAUAUUAAAGAAGUUGGAUAAUUAAGAGGAAUUCAACCUAUUUAUUUUGUAAUAAGUCAUUAAAAUGAAAUUGAUUUUCAUUCCUCAUCAGGAGAAUUUUUAGUUAGAUUCAAUCUUCAAUCAUUUCUUGUUAGAGUAGAUAAAGCUCUUUAUGAUGUUUCUAAAGUUAUUGUAUAAGUUGUACCAUUAACUAACUUUGCAUUUAUUUUAUAAACAGAUAAUUACUUGACUGCAUUUGCUAUUCAAUUUGAUAAAAGUGAUUAAAAUUAUAAAUUGUCUUCAAUUAAAUAGUAAUUUAUUUAUUUAAUAUUUAUAGAAAAUAUUUAAAUAAUAGAGAGGGAAUCUAUUGUAAACGAUUAUCUAAAUAUUCAAUGCCACAAAAUUACAGAUUCUAUACAAUAAAAGAUUGUUUGAUUGUAAAAACAGGAAGAAAAAUUAAAGUAUUAGGAAAUUCAUUAAUACGUUGUUUAGCUGAUAAGUUUUGGAUGCCCAGUACUUUAAAUUACAAAUUAAUAAAUUAAUAAAGUAUUUUCUAUUAUUAUAUAAUUAAGACAAUGUUCAAUUAUAAGAUUUUGAUUUUCUGAGUGAAUUAAUACAACUAGGUAAAUUAUAAUUAGUAUAAUUUAUCUUAAAGUUAAUAUGUCUGAAAUUCAAACAUCAUGGUGCUUUAGGAAAUCAUUUUAUGGUUCCAUAUAAAAAUUUAUUAGAAUUAUAUCAUAUGAAUUCUGAACCAGAACCUUUAUGGGUUGAUGCUAUUAAAAUAUAUGAAAUGAAGAAAUUAUAAGACAAAGAUUCAUAUGAUUACACUCUAAAUCCAGUUGAUAUACUUAAAAAGAUAUGUUAAGAAUAUCCAUUAAAAAUUAACAUAAUCCUAGAUUAUUUAAGAUAUUAUGAAGAUAAUUAACGUUCAUUAGAUUUUUAUGCUGCAAUGUUUAUGUUCCAUGUGCAUAUCUUUAGAAAUCAACCCACACAUAAAAGGAAUCGUGUUUUAAGUUCAAAAGAAGUAGUAUGGGCAUUACAUUCAUUAUAAAAAGAAACUUUAUGGUAAGAAUGUAUUGUAAGCUCUGAUGAUUUAUCUUGGAAUUUACUUAAAAGAUAUGCAGCAGUUUUAUGGAUGGAUUUAUCAUUUAUUAAAUAAAGAUUAGAAGAAAUUGCAUUGUAGAUUUAUAAAUAAUCAAAGGAUCCAUUUUAAUCAUUAUUAUAUUUUAUAGUUUUAGGUAAAAAGAGUGUAAUUACAACCCUUUUCAAAAAGGAAGUUAAUUCUGGUAAGGAAUUCAAAUCAACUUAUGAAUUUUUGCAAUAAGAUUUCACUUAACCUAGAUGGAAAUCAGCAGCAUCAAAAAAUGCAUAUGCUUUAGUAUCCAAAAAAAGAUAUUAAGAUGCAGCUGCCUUUUUCUUAAUAGGAGGACAUUUGAAUGAUGCAGUAAAUGUAAUGGCUAGAUAUAUGGAGGAUAUAUAAUUAGCUUAUUUAACUACUAAGAUCUAUGAACCUUAAGGUGGACCUGUUGGAGAAUAAUUAAUUUAAGACUAUUUUAUUAAAAGUGGUGAGGAAAUGAAUGAUAUUUGGUUAUUGCAUAUUGGUUAUUAUCUAUUGGGAAAAUAUGUUGAUAGUGUUAAUGUUUUAUUAAGAGAACCUGAACAUCAUAUUUUAGAAUAUGAUAAUUUUGGAAAAGCUGUUUGUAUUAGUUGGCCUUCUACAUUUACACCUUAAUUAUCAUAUUAUCAUCCAUCAGCUAUUCUUUUGGUUGAAAAAUUGAAAGAUAAUAUAAAUGUUAAAAGAGAAAUUCAAUAAAGUAUUGAUGCAAAUAAAAAAAAGAGUAAGAAAGCUGAAGAUGAUAUAUUUUCUCAAUUUUAUGAAAGUGAAGAAUCAGAAGAAGAAGAGGUUAUAGAAUAAGUACCAAUUAAAACUAUUAAUAAUAAUUAAGAAUUUAUUAAAUAAUAAGCAGUAGAAUAUUAUUAUAAUAUUUAAAUGCCAUAAUUAGGAAUGAUAUUUGCUUAAGAUUUAAAUUAAGAAACAGAACAAUCAGAAUAAUUAAUUGAAUUAUAGAUUGAAAUGUAUAUAGUUUAAGCAAUUGAAGAUUAAGAACAUUUUACAAAUUAUGUAUAAUUAAUGUAAAAACUUGAUGAUUUAGCUAAUUUUACAAAUCAUAAUAAAACAAAACUUUAUGAUAUUGCAUUGAAGAAAUUAAGAUAAUUAAAGUCUCCUGCUCGUUUACUUACAUUUGCAAUUCAUUAUGAUUAAACAGGAUUCGAUGAAUUUAUAUCUUUUUGUUAAGAAACAUAAAGUUUAUUAUAUAGAAUAUGUUUCGAUUAUCCUUUAUCUGAAAAGAGUUAAGAAUAUUAUUUAACAUUUGUUUAAAGUCUAUAUGAAGUUGAUGUUGGAUUAAAACUAUUUUAAUAAUCAUAAUAUUAUCAAAAGAAAUUUGAUAAUAAAUUGAAAUUGAAUAUCAUUAAAUUAUUGGCAUUAUUCAUGACAUUAAUUUUAGCAUUGGAAUUACAUUUAUGGGAUAAUGCAUUUGAAUAGUUGAGAAAAUUGGAGACUUUUUGUAAUACUGUUUAUAAAUAACAUGUAUAAGAUUGUGGAUAUGAGAAUUUGAGAGAUGAUUUCUGUGAAUUAGUAAAAUCAGUAAUAAAAAAUAAAAGACUAUAUUCAAAUAAAGGAUUCAAAGCAUAUAGAAGUUUAGAUGUUUUAUAAGAUGCUUAUCCUGAAGAUUUAUAUAAUGUUAGUGAAUAAGAUUAUUUAUAAAAGCAUAAACCAAUAACAUUAGAAUAAGAAUAAUAAAAUUCAUAAAGAUCAGACAGUCUUGAAGAUUCAUAAUAAUAAGAUAUUAAUUAAGAAAAGAGUUCAAAUGAAGAAAAUAUUUAGAAUUAAUUUAUAUAUUUUACAUUGUAAUCUUUAAUUGUAAAAUAUUUCUUGUCUAUAUCUAAAAGUUAUUUUAAAUUAGAAAUGUUUAAUAUUGCAAUAACUAGUUAUAGUAAUAUAUUUACUAUGGCUGAAUAAUAUGUGACAACUAGGAAUGAAAUGGUAAUCACUUUAUUUAAAAAUCUCUCUGAUUUUUCAUAAGAAUAAAAUUUUAUUGAAGAUUUAAGAAUGGUUUUAAAAGAAUCUUCAUUUGCUAAAAGUUAAUACUUUAAAUAACUUGAAAAAAUAUUCAAUUUAAAUAAUUUCUUUUAAAUUUGUUCUAAAGUUGGAUUAGAUUAAUAUUUGGAAGAAAUUUCAAUUAAUAGAACUAAAUAAGCAUUUAAAUAUCCAAUAAGUAAUUUUGAUGAAUAAUCUAUAAUUACAUUUAAAAAUAAAAUCUUUAAAUAAGGUGUUGAAGUAUUUAAAAUAAAAACUGAUUAAAUUAAAAGUAUGUGUAUUAAUAAUGCUAAUCCAAUUGAAGGAUUUGUAUUAUAUGGUAAAUUCUUAAAGCAUAUGAAAUUUUAUAAUACUCUUUAACAUAAAAAUAGAUCACUUGAUGGUUAUAAUUUAGUAGAAGAAGAGACAAUAGAUGAAGCUAUAAGAUCAGAAGCUUCUUUAACAAAUAAACCCUACAUUAUAAAAUUAUGUUCAUCAGCUUUAGGAAUCUAAGUUGGAUUUGAUAAAGAAAAAGAACCAUAUUUAAAAUCAAGAGCAUAUCCAUAUGAAGAAUAUAAAGAUUUUACUGAAAAGGAUUUCAUGGAAAAAUUUUAGAAUUGUUCUAGUAAAUAAAUUCCAGAAGAAGAUUUAUAAUGUUUGGCAUCUCAUCCUCAUUUACCAUUAUUUUUAUAAGGUGGAAAAGGAAUGGUUAAUGUAAUGACAUUUAAAUAAUCAUCCCAAGUAGUUGCUGAAUUUAAUACAUAAUAAAGAGAUUAAAUUGAUUCCCUUAAAUUUAAUAAUACAGGUGAAUUAUUUAUUGGACAUGAUGUUAAUAAUAGUGCUUAUAUUUGGAAACUCAAUAGAGUAAAUAAACUCAAUACACCACUAUUUUUACUUAAUAGUAAAGUUAGACCAACAACUGAUUUAACAUUCAUUAAUGAGGGAACAGUUUUUGCUUCAAUUUAUAGUUCAACAAAUAAACCUCAUUUUGGAUUGUAUGAUAUGUUAUUACCUUCUAAUCGUAAUAUAGUAGCAUAAGAAAACUUUAAUGGAACAGACAUUUUAUUUUCUACUCCCCUAAAUUCAAUAUUAAUAGGAAAUUAGAAAAAAGGAACUGUCAAUUUCUUAGAUAUCAGAAAAAAUUAAAUCUAUAAAACAUUAGAAGUAAUUGUUUAAUUAUAUUUUUAAGUUACCUUUUACAGAAAUCAAAUUUAUGAAAUUAAAUCAGUAUCAAACAUCAUUAAUAUGUGCUUGCAAUGAUGGACAAAUCAAAAUCAUAAAUUUAGAAACAUUAUCAACAAUUGUAGAUUAUAAACCAUUUAGAUAAGGUAUAAAAAUAUCAAUAAUAUUUUAGAUAAAAAACAAUAAAUCAUGGCUUUGACUUAAACUGAAAAUGCUACAUAUGCAGCAUCAUCUGAUGGAGUUAUAUCAUUAGUAUAUUUGAAUGCAUGAAUUUAUU